UAGAAUCUGUCCCAACACUUGUUCUUCUUCUUCUUCUUCUAAAAAUCUAAUCCAGCCAGCAUUGAGAAAAGAUAACAAUAAAUACUAGUUAACACACAAGAAACCCCACAGCCAUUAACUUCCUCCAAUUGCAGUCCACUUUGUGUACCUCUCUAUAUAUAGUUCAUCAGUCCCAUACCCUGUUCUUCAUCCUACACCAAACCAUCAUAUUUUUGUAUAAUUCAGGGUUCAGCCAUGGAAGUAGUAACUUCAAAAAAUUUCCAGCCACCCCAUGUAAUUAUACUACCAACACCGGGUAUGGGUCAUCUUAUCCCACUCGCUGAGCUAGCUAAACAACUCGUUUCUCGUCAUGGUUUUACGGUUACGUUCACUAUUCCAACUGAAACCGAUUCUCCUUCCAAAGCUCAGAAACUGGUUCUUGAUUCUCUUACUAGUUCUAUUGAUUAUAUGUUUUUAUCUCCGGUUGAUCUGAGUGAUUUGCCUAGUGAUGCAAAGAUUGAAACUCGGAUUUCUUACACGGUAACUCGUUCUCUUUCUUCGCUUUCCGACUCGUUUAAACUCAUUACUUCAACUCACCGAGUUGUGUCCUUUGUUGUUGAUCUUUUUGGUACUGAUGCUUUUGAUGUUGCCAUGGAGUUCAAUGUCAAACCAUACAUUUUCUAUCCAUCAACAGCUAUGGCUUUAGCUUUGUUUUUCCAAUUGCCUAAAUUGGAUCAAGAUUACACUUGUGAGUACAGAGACGUGCCAGAACCGAUUCAGAUUCCGGGGUGUGUGCCAGUCGACGGGAUCGACCUUUUCGACCCGGCACAAGAUAGGAAAAACGAGGCCUAUAAAUGGGCGUUACACCAUGCCGAAAGGUAUAAACUUGCUGAGGGUAUUAUGGUAAAUAGCUUUAACGAGCUUGAACCUGGUCCGAUAAAGGCGUUCAAGGCGGGCGAAUGGGCUAAUCCGCUGGUCUACCCUGUCGGACCGCUUAUCCGGACAGGUGACAGCGACACGGUGUCUGAUCCAUCUGGUUGUUUGAAGUGGUUGGAUGAUCAACCACUUGGCUCGGUUCUAUUCGUGUCGUUCGGAAGUGGUGGAGCUCUUUCCAGUGAGCAACUGACCGAAUUGGCCCUAGGGCUAGAAAUGAGUGAACAGAGAUUUUUGUGGGUUGCAAGAAGUCCUAGUGACAAGGUUGCAAAUGCGACAUACUUCAAUCCACAAAGUAUCAAGGACCCUUUUGACUUCUUACCAAAAGGGUUCAUAGAGAGAACCAAAAAGCUAGGCUUGGUAGUUCCUUCAUGGGCACCCCAAGUUCAAGUCCUUAGCCAUGUCUCAACUGGUGGAUUCUUAACGCAUUGUGGGUGGAAUUCAUCACUUGAAAGCGUCGUGCAUGGUGUCCCCUUAAUUGCAUGGCCACUCUUUGCAGAACAAAAGAUGAAUGCAGUGAUGCUUACAGAGGAUUUGAAGGUUGCAUUAAGGCCGAAGAAGAACAAACAAGGGAUUGUAGGCCGCGAUGAGAUCUCUAGGGUUGUUAAGGGACUUAUGGAAGGAGAAGAAGGCAAGAAACUUCGGCUUAAGAUGAGAGACCUUAAAGAUGCUUCUGCCAGAGUGUUAUCAGAAAAUGGGUCUUCGUCUAAGGCGCUUGCUGAGGUGGCGAACACGUGGAAAAAUAGUAUGAGUACAUGAAAUUUCUUUACCAAUUUGCAUGUUUUUUUUUGUUUUGAAUGUUGUGCCUAUGUGCUUGUGUACAAUGAUUUUGGAUCAUUUUGUAUAUAAUCUAAAUCUAAGUGAUGGAAUUCCUGUCUAGAUAUUUUCUUUCUGUGAGCUGUGUGAAAAGAAGAAUAAGAAUGGAAUCAAGAUGAGAAGUAAAUGAUGAAUUUGAAGAAGUUGAGGUUAAAUCAAACUGAUAAAAGAUGAAAAUCUUAGUGAAGACUAUUGGCACUCAAAAUGAAAUGAUUGGAGCUAUGGAUUUGUGGGUGGUGUAGGGUAACCAUGUCACUUGUGUCUAUAAUGGUCACUAAUAAAAUGUCACAUUACUACCAAA
Messenger RNA from Papaver somniferum (opium poppy), 2029 nucleotides. Its product is annotated as hydroquinone glucosyltransferase-like. Gene Ontology annotation, molecular function: UDP-glycosyltransferase activity. Lineage: Eukaryota; Viridiplantae; Streptophyta; Magnoliopsida; Ranunculales; Papaveraceae. The coding region runs from base 235 to 1671 and encodes 478 amino acids. The record is from RefSeq and is a predicted model, not a curated record. The transcript has a single exon.